Messenger RNA from Mucor velutinosus, 1254 nucleotides. RefSeq lists its product as uncharacterized. Gene Ontology annotation, biological process: siRNA processing; piRNA processing; RNA methylation. Gene Ontology annotation, cellular component: nucleus; cytoplasm. Gene Ontology annotation, molecular function: RNA methyltransferase activity; O-methyltransferase activity. Lineage: Eukaryota; Fungi; Mucoromycota; Mucoromycetes; Mucorales; Mucoraceae. The transcript is spliced from 4 exons. Bases 1 to 1254 code for a protein of 417 amino acids. The record is from RefSeq and is a predicted model, not a curated record.
AUGAAACCAACCAGCGAAGACAGCUGCAGCUCCAACGAGUUCUUUAGUCCUCCAUUAUGGAGACAAAGAAGAGCCUUUAUCCAAGACAUACUGAAUCAGCACAAUAUUGAGACAAUCAUUGAUUAUGGCUGUGGUGAAGCAGCCGUGCUGUCAUUCUUGAUCUCUGCUACAGAGAACAAACUCACAAAAAUAGCUGGCAUUGAUAUCGAUCCAAAAGUGCUGCAGGAAGCUGUGGAGCGCUGCCUGCCCUACAAGAGUGAUUUCGAACAGUUGAGACCUCGACCUCUUGUGAUUGACAUAUAUCAAGGGUCUGUUGGCGUUGCUGAUGACAGAUUGAAAAACUACCAAGCUAUCGUAUGCUCAGAAGUGAUUGAACAUGUGUACCCUGAUGUACUGGAUGCAUUUCUGGAAUUGACGUUAGGCGUCUAUCAUCCCAAGGUCCUGAUUGUCACCACACCCAAUGGCGAGUACAAUGUCAACUUUCCUGAUUUGAAAUACAACACACCUGAGUCGAUAUUCAGACAUGAUGACCAUAAGUUUGAAUGGACUCGCAAAGAAUUUGAAUCAUGGUGCGAAGAGGGGGCAAAAAAGUACAAUUACAACACUGCAUACCAUGGCAUUGGGUUGCUACAUCAAAAGUAUGAUCAACUGGAGAACGGACACUGCACGCAGGCAUGUGUAUUCACCAGAGCAACAGAUUUUGUCUUGCUACCAUCAGAUCAAACACAUGGAACUCCACAUCACUUGAUCAAACACAUCGAGUUUCCUUACUACAAUGGAGAGACACCACCAAGAGACAAAAUCAUAGAGGAACUGGAGCAUUACAUUGAAGCUUUAUGCAAAGCGGACAGCUAUAUAAACCAAGAGCCUAGCAAAGGAUUUCAAAUGCAAGAUAGUGAUCGACAACAACAACAACAACACACAGACCUCGAUAUCACCAUCGUCGACUGGGAGUCAUUUGAUUUGUCGAAAUACGAUACACAGCAAAGUGAACAGCCUACACCCGAUAUUUAUACCACUACCAGCCCCACACAUACACCCAUUCACAUUAGCAUAUCAAGCUUAUGGAGCAUACUAAGAUUGCAGCAUAUUUGCGGAUCACAAGAAAACAUGGUUGAUAUUCUCAAGUCAGCGGAUCGAGAUUAUUUUCAGAUCAUGGAUGGCGAUACCACGAUUGUCGUGUCGAAAUCAUUUGAUUGGGAAGAAGAGGAUGGCGAGUCUGUCAAAUCAUUCUCGUCUCGAGAAGACUGGUAA